UCCAAACAGUUUUUAUUAAAACAUUUGCAUUUUAUGCAGGGUUUUCGCUCUUCACCUCAAAGAGAACUCACCUUCUCUUUAGGGAAUGUUAGUAAAUCUGCCUUUCUACUGUAGGAACUCAGAAGCAAAAUACGGUAAAGGGGUCUGUCUAAUUGUGUUUGUAUUCAACACAGUAUUGAUAUAAGUGACAGAAGGACAUUUACAUAUAAGUAAAAGAAGAACAUUUACGUUGCAUAAUAAGUUACUGAGCACCGCUUUGUGUUUUUGACGACUAACAAAGCUAAUUUAUUUCUUCUCAGGCAUGAUUCAGUUCCAAAGCAAAAAUUCGAUGUCAUUUGAAUGAGUCUGCUUUCAAUUUUAGAGUCCAAUCAAGCCCCAGUAAAGAAUAGGAAGAAAUCUAUUUUAUUGUGGAUAAUAAAUCUGCAAAGGCUCAUGUAAUCAAAGAAGUUUCUUUGUUGUGUGUAUCUUUUCAGAACACAACAGGAAUUGAAAAUGAAUCAGAACGCAGCUGAGCCUGUGGCAGCCGCCGAGACCCUGGCCGAGGUGCCUGAACAUGUGCUUCGAGGACUUCCGGAGGAAGUGAGGCUUUUCCCAUCUGCUGUUGACAAGACUCGGAUUGGUGUCUGGGCCACUAAACCAAUUUUAAAAGGCAAAAAGUUUGGGCCAUUUGUCGGUGAUAAGAAAAAAAGGUCUCAGGUUAAGAAUAAUGUAUACAUGUGGGAGGUCUAUUACCCAAAUUUGGGAUGGAUGUGCAUUGAUGCCACUGAUCCAGAGAAGGGGAACUGGCUGCGCUAUGUGAAUUGGGCUUGCUCAGGAGAAGAGCAGAAUUUAUUUCCACUGGAAAUCAACAGGGCCAUUUACUAUAAAACUUUAAAGCCAAUCGCGCCGGGCGAGGAGCUCCUGGUCUGGUACAAUGGGGAAGACAACCCCGAGAUAGCAGCUGCGAUUGAGGAAGAGCGAGCCAGCGCCCGGAGCAAGCGGAGCUCCCCGAAAAGCAGGAAAGGGAAGAAAAAAUCCCAAGAGAAUAAAAACAAAGCAAACAAAACCGAAGAUACACAACUGAAGACAAGUGAGCCAGAUUCCAGCUCUGCAAAUAUGAGAGAUUCUGCGGAAGGCCCCCAAGACGAAGACGAGAAGCCUUCAGCCUCUGCAGUUGAGCAGCCGGCCAUCCCGCAGGAGGCUGGGAGUCAGGAUGUGCUUCCAGAGCGCGGGGUCCCUGCCCCUGCCUGCGAGCCCCAGACUGGACCAGAAGCGGAGCUGGAAGCCGCACGUUGUGAGGCCAAUGAUGUGGAGGAGGAGGAGGAGGAGGAAGAGGAGGAAGAGGAGGAGCUGGAAGAUGAGGGGGACACAGUAGCUGACGUGCCAAAUGAAAGUUCCCCAAAGGAGCCUGAGAUACGGUGUGAAGAGAAGCCAGAGGAUUUAUUAGAAGAACCAAAAGCGCUUUUGAAGGAAACUCCCGAGGCCUCCCCAGAGGUAACCCCUGUUAGCACUGUUCCCAGAGCUAAAGAGGAGGCCAACGGCGACGUGUUUGAAACGUUCCUGUUUCCAUGUCAGCACUGCGAGAGGAAGUUCACCACCAAACAGGGGCUGGAGCGGCACACGCACAUCCACCUGUCCACCGUCAACCACGCCUUCAAGUGCAAGUACUGCGGCAAGGCCUUCGGCACGCAGAUCAACAGGAGGCGGCACGAGCGGCGCCACGAGGCGGGGCUGAAGCGGAAACCCAGCCUGACACCGCCGCAGCCCGAGGACCCCGCUGACGGCCCGGCGCCCGGGGACGCGGCCGCCCCCAGGGAGGACGUGCCUCCUCCCGCGCUUGGGCAAGACUGUCUGGCCUUGCAUUCGGAGAAAGCCUCGCAAGAAACGGUCCGUUCCUCUGUUGCAGAAGAGAACGGGGACGUCAAAGAGCUGCAUCCAUGCAAAUACUGUAAGAAGGUUUUUGGGACUCACACCAACAUGCGGCGGCACCAGCGACGAGUGCACGAGCGCCAUCUCAUCCCCAAGGGCGUGCGGCGGAAAGGCGGCCUCCUGGAGGAGCCUCGGCCCCCGGCUGGGCAGGCACCCCCUGCCCAGAGCGUCUACGUGCCCAGCACGGAGCCGGAGGAGGAGGGGGAGGCGGACGACGUGUACAUCAUGGACAUCUCCAGCAACAUCUCCGAAAACCUCAAUUACUACAUCGACGGCAAGAUUCCCACCAGCAGCAGCACGAGUAACUGUGACGUCAUUGAGAUGGAAUCCGGCCCCGCAGACGUGUACGGCAUAAACUGUCUGCUCGCGCCCGUUACCGUGGAAAUUACUCAAAACAUAAAGACCACACAGGCCCCCGUCACAGACGAUCUUCCUAAGGAGCCUUCCAGCAGCACAAACAGUGAGUCCAAGAAGCGCAGAACCACUAGUCCUCCCGUGUUACCCAAGAUCAAAGCUGAAGCCGAGUCCGAGCCCGUAGCUGCCUCCUGCUCCUUGAGCCUGCCCCUCAGCAUAGCGACGACAGAGGCCGUGUCCUUCCACAAAGAGAAAAGCGUAUAUUUGUCAUCGAAGCUCAAACAGCUUCUUCAAACCCAGGAGAAACUAACUCCCCCCGCAGGGAUUUCAGCCGCUGAGAUACCCAAGUUGGGUCCUGUUUGCGUGUCCGCUCCUGCCUCGAUGCUGCCUGUGACCUCGAGCAGGUUUAAGAGGCGGACCAGCUCUCCGCCCAGCUCUCCCCAGCACAGUCCUGCCCUCCGAGACUUCGGAAAGCCAGGCGACGGGAAAGCCACGUGGACGGAGGCAGUUCUAAGUUCCAAAAAGCCCAAAUUGGAAAGUCAUAGCAACUCCCCAGCCUGGAGUUUGUCUGGGAGAGACGAGAGGGAAACUGGGAGCCCGCCAGGCUUUGAUGACUAUAAAGUACCUAAAGAGUGGGCAGCUAGUUCUUCCUUUAGCAAUGUGUGCAACCAGCAGCCGCUGGAUUUAUCGAGCGGUGUAAAACAGAAGGCUGAGGGUAUGGGCAAGACGCCGGUCCAGUGGGAGUCUGUGUUGGAUCUCAGCGUGCAUAAAAAGCCUUGCAGUGACUCCGAAGGCAAGGAGUUCAAAGAGAAUCACUUGGUGCAGCCAGCCUGCAAUGCCGCAAAGAAAAAGAAGCCAACCACUUGCAUGCUGCAGAAGGUUCUUCUCAAUGAAUACAACGGCGUCGAUUUACCUGUAGAAAAUGCUCCGGAUGUGACCAGGAGCCCCAGUCCUUGUAAACCCCCAGAUCCCCAUCCGGAUCCUGACCUCCUUGGUCCUGACUCUGGUUUAUCUGCCCCGGCUGCUGAGUCUCCUCCUGAGGUUUCUCCUCGGUCACCUGCCCCGCAGACGUCUUCCCUUUCUUCUGGGCAGCUGCCGCCUCUCUUAACCCCAACCAAUCCCUCUUCCCCUCCACCCUGUCCUCCUGUGUUAACCGUGGCUACGCCACCCCCUCCCCUGCUUCCUACUCUCCCUCUUCCAGCCGCCUCCUCUGGGACAUCCCCUCAUGCCUGUCCUUCUCCUCUCUCGAAUGCCACCGCCCAGUCCCCGCUUCCGAUUCUGUCCCCGACGGUGUCUCCCUCGCCGUCUCCCAUUCCUUCCGUGGAGCCCCUUCCGUCUGCUGCUUCACCUGGGCCUCCGACCCUCUCUUCGUCCUCCUCCUCCUCCUCAUCUUCCUUCUCUUCGUCGUCGUCCUCCUCCUCCCCCUCACCGCCUCCUCUCUCCGCAGUCUCCUCUGUGGUGUCCUCGGGGGAUAACCUGGAAGCCUCUCUCCCCAUGAUCUCUUUCAAGCAGGAGGAGUUAGAGAACGAGGAUCUGAAAGCCAGGGAAGAAGCCCAGGCUGCCGCGGAGCGGGCUGUCGUUCAGGAGACAUUCAACAAAAACUUUGUCUGCAACGUCUGUGAAUCGCCUUUUCUUUCCAUUAAAGAUCUAACCAAACAUUUAUCCGUUCAUGCUGAAGAAUGGCCCUUCAAAUGUGAAUUUUGUGUGCAACUCUUUAAGGCUAAAACUGAUUUGUCAGAACAUCGCUUUUUGCUUCAUGGAGUGGGGAAUAUCUUUGUGUGUUCGGUUUGUAAAAAAGAAUUUGCUUUUUUGUGCAAUUUGCAGCAGCACCAGCGCGACCUCCACCCAGAUGAGGCGUGCACACACCACGAGUUUGAAAGUGGCACCCUGAGGCCCCAGAACUUUACAGAUCCCAGCAAGGCACGUGCGGAGCACAUGCAGGGUUUGCCGGAAGAUCCUUUGGAAACAUCUAAGGAAGAAGAGGAGUUGAACGAUUCUUCCGAAGAGCUUUACACGACCAUAAAAAUAAUGGCUUCUGGAAUAAAGACAAAAGAUCCGGAUGUCCGAUUGGGUCUCAAUCAGCAUUACCCGAGCUUUAAACCGCCUCCAUUUCAGUACCAUCACCGCAGCCCCCUGGGCAUUGGCGUGACGGCCACAAAUUUCACGACACACAACAUCCCGCAGACGUUUACCACCGCCAUCCGCUGCACCAAGUGUGGGAAGGGUGUGGACAACAUGCCCGAGCUGCACAAACACAUCCUGGCGUGUGCUUCCGCUAGCGACAAGAAGAGGUACACCCCCAAGAAGAACCCCGUCCCGUUGAAGCAGACCGUGCAGCCCAAAAACGGCGUGGUGGUUUUGGACAACGCCGGGAAGAAUGCCUUCAGACGCAUGGGGCAGCCCAAAAGGCUGAACUUCAGCGUCGAGCUCAGCAAGAUGUCCUCGAAUAAGCUCAAAUUAAAUGCGUUGAAGAAAAAAAACCAGCUUGUCCAGAAAGCAAUCCUUCAAAAAAACAAAUCUGCCAAGCAGAAGGCCGACCUAAAACAUGCCCCCGAGGCCGCCUCGCACAUCUGCCCGUACUGCAGCCGAGAGUUCACGUACAUCGGCAGCCUGAACAAGCACGCCGCCUUCAGCUGUCCCAAAAAGCCUCUUUCCCCUUCCAAAAAAAAAGUUUCCCAUUCAUCCAAGAAAGGUGGGCAUCCGUCCCCUGUGGGUAGUGACAAAAGCAGCAGCAGCAGCAGCCACCGCCGAAGGACCGCGGAUGCGGAGAUUAAAAUGCAGAGCGUGCAGGCGCCCCUGGGCAAGACCAGAGCCCGCAGCUCGGGCCCCACGUCGCUCCCGCCGCCUGCCUCGUCCUUCAGGUCCAAGCAGAAUGUUAAGUUCGCAGCUUCGGUUAAGUCCAAAAAACCAAGCUCAUCUUUAAGGAACUCAAGCCCCAUCCGAAUGGCCAAAGUGACUCACAGCGAGGCCAAGAAACCCAAAGCUGCAGCCAAGAACCACGCCGCCCAGCUCUCGGGCAAGACGUCUCGGAGCCUGCACGUGAGGGCACAGAAAAGCCGGGCUGUCCUACAGAGCAAGUCGGCCCUGGCUAGUAAGAAAAGAACAGACCGGUUCAAUGUCAAAUCUAGAGAACGGAGCGGUGGGCCGAUCACCCGCAGCCUGCAGCUGGCAGCCGCUGCGGACCCCAGCGAGAGCAGGAGGGAGGACAGCGGGGGCAAGCAGGAGCUGAAGGACUUGAGCUACAGUCUCCGCCUGGCAUCCCGGUGUCCUCCACCAGCGGCCUCGUACAUCACCAGGCAGUGUAGGAAUGUCAAGGCCACAGCUGCCGCCCAGUUCCAGGGAUCCCUCUUCAAAGAGUAGGUGCUUCACCUGCUCCCUGACAGCACCUGAAGUGACCUGGAAUCAGUGAAGCCAAAGGGACUGGCCUUCUGCCCUGCAGGGAGUACCGACCGACCUAUUCCGGAUCCAUGAGCCUGCGAGAGAGGGAGGGAGUGUGUGUGCGCGUGUGCGCGUGCGUGUGUGGUCUUCAGACGAGGGUCCCAAACCCCAGGGAGGCAGGAAGGCAGCUGACUCCACACGGCGGCGGCGGGUGACACUGGGUCCAGCCCCCUGGGACCGCGAUCUGCCGCUCAGCCUUCCUGCCGGGAUGGGGCCCUUCCUACUAUGCAAUUUUUCAAGAGCUCCUUGAUCCUGCUUUUCGCUUCUCCCGUUGUCUCUUGCCACGUCAGGGACCUGGGUCUGGCCCAGGGGUCAGCUCCAGCCAGGUCGGAGGAAGGAAGGGCUUGGGGGGGGGGGGGGGGGGCGGGGGGGAGACCCAGGUCCCCUUCCAGCCGGCCCGGCCCCGCCCUCCCUCGCUCCCCGACGUCUCUGGGAAUCCACUGCGUGCAGACACGUCGGAGCCUCGCUGAUCGGCCCCCGCGGCCGGCGCUUGGAAGCCUUCCUCCUUUGCCUGAGCCAUCUGAGCCGCUGGCUCUUGAGUCGUGUCCAGAUUUGCCCUUCAGUCCGUCCGCCUGAGCCCCGGGCGAAGGUGUCCUCGCCCCGUUUCUUAGAUGGGGCCCCUCCCUCGGGAGAGGCGGGGUCGGGAUGCCCGGCGGGGGGCCCCCGGGGAGACCUCCCUUGCGGGGCAGGUUGCGGAGGGUAGGGGGGGGGGCUUCCUUGCCUCACUUGGUGGGACCAUCCGCACCUUUCGUGUCUGAGCUUCUCAAACUGGCUGAAAAGGGAAACCAACCAACCAGACAGAAAUUGGGAAAAGAAAACUAAGUUGGAGGAUGCAAAAGCCUGGGGCGGGGGGGAAUAAAAGAUUUCCGGAGGCCGUCCAUCGCCUGCCAGGGAGCAGCGGAGUUGGCCGCGACUCUGGCGGAAUAGUCCAUGUUUCGGAGAAACGGGUGAGCUAAGCUAGGAGUUGGGACCCAGUUCAGUGAGGGUCUUGGGUUUUGUGCCUUUGGGGCAGACCCCAGACAGGGAUGUCUGAGUCCACUUUGGCGCUGUUUUCUCAGCCCCCUUUGCAGUGGGGAGACGUCACACCCAAAGUGGAGGGAGGGAAGUGGUACCAGAGGUCGUGCAAAAAAAAAAAAAAAAAAAAAACCCAGAAAAAAAAAAAAGGGACUUUUCUUCAGGGCUACUACGGUUGAUCUUGCAACUCUGUAAAUAUGUACGUAGACACUUUUCAAAGCACGUAUUUAUGUCCCUGACUGUACAUGCCCCAUUUUUAAAGUUUUAUAACUUGUGUUAUUUAAUGAGUCAGUCGACCGGCUGCAGCGUGGGGUCUGAGAAGCGUCCAGGAGGAAGGUCUCACGAUGUCCUCACACGGGCAGGAAAAGUGCCCAAGUCACACUUUGCCUGCGUCCCACCCAGCGGAGAAGCGUUGUUUGUUUUCAAUUCUCACCAACUGGAAUCCUUUGGCCCGCUGCUAAAACCAACCCUCACAAGCAUGAAAAUCCGUGGCUGUUCCUUCCCCUAAUGAUACAAUUUUGUCCCCUCGGUCCCCUCUUCGUGAUCUGUAUCCCAGCCUCUCAGUUCUUGAGGGGUUUUUUUCCCUUUCAAGCAGGGAGGAAGGCCCACGAACCCAAAGCUUGGGAAGUCACCUUCAGCCAGUGGCAAGUUUUGGAAAGUGUUGUGGGAGCCUGGGGGGGGCAUUUUUUUUUUUUUUUUUUUUGCAUGUGCAAACGUGCUGGUCAGCCUCCAACUCUCAGACUGUUGGCAAAACGGUCACGAAUGUUCCAACUAUGGGGGGGGGGGGGGUGGUUUCUGCCAAGAGCGGUGUUCCCUGGUCAGUGAUGGUCUUCGAGCGUGGCUUUGGAUGGCCGAAGAGGGCAUGUGAAGAUAAUUAACCAUGAACGUUAAUUUCUCUGCCACGUGAAGAAUAUUAACAAUAAAAGUGUGACGCACGAUUGUGAGGAA
Phacochoerus africanus (Common warthog) is the source of this 7662-nucleotide messenger RNA. It is a transcript of the gene PRDM2, whose product is annotated as PR/SET domain 2. Gene Ontology annotation, biological process: regulation of transcription by RNA polymerase II. The coding region runs from base 493 to 5622 and encodes 1709 amino acids. Lineage: Eukaryota; Metazoa; Chordata; Mammalia; Artiodactyla; Suidae. The record is from RefSeq and is a predicted model, not a curated record. The transcript is spliced from 10 exons. Gene Ontology annotation, molecular function: protein binding; RNA polymerase II transcription regulatory region sequence-specific DNA binding; DNA-binding transcription factor activity, RNA polymerase II-specific. Gene Ontology annotation, cellular component: nucleus.